Molecule: messenger RNA, 3630 nt
Organism: Neurospora tetraspora
Lineage: Eukaryota; Fungi; Ascomycota; Sordariomycetes; Sordariales; Sordariaceae
Exons: 2
Coding region: 324-3539 (1071 amino acids)
Biological process (GO): positive regulation of transcription by RNA polymerase II; SREBP signaling pathway
Molecular function (GO): protein dimerization activity
Source: RefSeq, a predicted model, not a curated record
AAAUUGCAGCAAAGGGGAAAAACAGUCGGGUAUCGCUCAUUAUCGGCCCCUACCGGGAAAAAAAGAGGAGACGACCUGAGGACUGGAGACGACCGAGCGCACACGCCAACCCCGGGCCGCUUUCAUACCUUGCGCCUUGCCAAACACACCACGCAAGGACGGGAAGGGCUCGAUAGUUCACAGCCCGCCUGCAUGCAACAGCCCAUCAUUGUACAAUUCUGAGCUGAGGGGUCUUGGGGUACAGCAAUCAGAUCCGGCAUCAGCCAGCAUUCCCGAAUACCAGCAUCCGGCGGCCGCACUUGCCAGUGUGCAUCCAAAGCAAAAUGGCCGAUCCCGAUGCUGACUCGCCCGGCCUGUUCCAAGGAGGUCUGGACAACUUCGACAUCAGCACCCCGUUGCAGCUGAGCGAGCCCACGCUCGCACACCACGGCUCCCUGAACGGUCACAACGUUAACGACGCCGUCACUUCCCCCGAUCCCACCUCCCAAAGAGGAACCUCCAUACCCUCCUCCCUGGCCGACACAUCGAGAGCCUCAACCGGUGGGCCGACUCAGCAGCAUCAUGAUCCCAACAACUCCCCCCCGAUAGGCCACCACCAGCAUCCCAAUGCCUUCAAUGGUAACGGCAUCAGCCCUCAGCAGCAGUACCAACAACAACAGCAGCAGCAGGCCUUCGACUUCAAUCAAGACAACAUCUCCAACUGGGCCCUUGGGGACUCUCCUCCGUUUGAUCCCGGCCCCGACUUCAACUUUGGCCCUGUGCCGCACGGUCUGCCCAUCCCUCAGAGCUGGGACCUCCCCGUCCACUUUGGCCUCCCACAACAGGGACAGCAGCAACAACAAGGCCAAUUCUAUCCCGAUACGACCGGUGCUGGCAUCGACCCCGGCAUCUAUGCCGCUGCCCUUUCCAUUCCGUCGCCUCAGCAACAAUCGGCCGAACCCAUCUCCGUCCGCACCAACAUCAACCCCAACAUCCGCAACAGGCUGACUCCAGCCCAGCAAGAGAGGCUCAAGACCAUCGCCAUGCCGCCUCACCUCCAAUACCACUCGCCCAGGAGCGCCGGCAGCCCCGACUCCAAUGCCAGCAUGGGCCACGACAAGGGCUCCGCCUCAUCACCAGACGGCCUGGAGCCAUCGAAGCCAAAUAGUAGGAAACGAAAGUCCUCGGCCGAAGUCGACGAGGAUGACGAUGACGAUGAUUUGGAUGGACAUCAGCCUGUAAAGAAGACGGCGCAUAACAUGAUUGAGAAGAGGUAUAGGACAAAUCUGAAUGACAAGAUAGCAGCGUUGAGAGAUAGCGUGCCUGCUUUGAGAAUCAUGUCAAAGAGUGCUAGGGGAGAAGAUACAACGGAAGAUAGGGAGGAACUUCAUGGAUUGACUCCAGCUCACAAGUUAAAUAAAGCUACGGUUUUGAGCAAAGCGACGGAAUACAUCCGACAUUUGGAGAAGCGGAAUAACCGGUUGAUUGAGGAGAACAACAGCAUGCAGGCCCGCAUUGCCGCAUUCGAGAAGCUAUUCAUGGCCGGUGCAAUGACCGGCAUGACCAACCCUAUGCAAGCUCCGCCUACGCCAAUUCAGUACCCUCAGGACGUCUCAGCGUUCAUGAGCACCCCGAUGCACACGCCUCGGGGUCCGGAUCCUCCGGGCUUAAUCCCGAUACCGGACGACAUGAAGCGCAUCUUGUCGGCUCAACAGAUGAACGCUGGACGACCGUACCCAGUGGGCCCGCCGGCCAUGCAGCCGGGAUUCGUGCCAAAUCCGGGCGUCAUUCGCAGACAACAAAUACAACAACAACAGCAGCAACACCAGAUGCAGGGGCGGUGGAAUCCUUAUCUCGGCAAGAUGAUGGUUGGUUCGCUGGCCGGACUGAUGCUCGUCGAGGCUUUCAUGGAGGACGAAACCAGCAACGAAACCACCGAGGGACGUGGUCUCUACGCUCUGCCGCUACGGCUUAUUGGAUCCUUCAUUCGCUCAUCGCAUCUCAGUGUCGGUGGCUAUUACAUCUCGGCCAUUGAAAUUAUGGCCAAGCUCAAGCUUCUUUUGCUUGGCGCUCUUCUCGUAUGGGCGCUCUUUCCCGACAACGUUUUCGACGCGCCCAAGUCGGAGAAGCCAAAAGGCCCCACUUCGGCGGUGGAGGCCGUGCCCUCGCUCGCCUCGCCAAUUCAUGUCAGGAGACAGGCCUGGCUCACGGCUAUCCAAACCGUCUGGGUACCACGACACAACUUUUUGCUCGAAGCUGCUGCCUUGUUACUCAAGACGCUCAAGUUCACUCUUCGCAAUGUGUUUGGUGCACGGACAUAUCUGUGGAUGACGGGACUUAGUGAGGAACAGGAGGCUGCUCGUGUUAAGGCCUGGACCAUUGCAUUGGAUGCCCAGCUUGCCGGCGGUGAUGUCGAGAUCAAUAGGAGCCGUCUCACUCUCACGCUGCUCGCUUCGGGCACCCUCCCGGACACUCCCCUUCGCUUGAUGCUCAAGGCACUUCACACUCGUGUUCUGCUCUGGCAGUUCUCCGGCAAGUUCUCGCUUGCCAACCUUCCUGCAGCGAAGAUUGCGAGGUCGAGAUGGAAUGAGGCCAGACAGCUGAACAUGAUCCUUCAGCGAACUUCUACUAACCCUGAAGAUGUCCUCCCCGAGCAUCUUGCUACUCUGUUGGAGCAGGACUGUGAUGACGUUCUCAACGAUAGCAUCGUCCAGAGAGCGCACAACCUUGCCUUCAACCGCCCCACGACCUUCAACCUGGUAGACCGAACCGACGGCAUGAACAUCGUCGUUGAAGACCCCGCCGUCCGCUCCCCCAUGGACGCCGUCGCCGCCUGGUACUCCAGCUCCAUCCUCCAGCACCUCCUCCUCUCCAGCCUCGCCAAAGCCCAAGACGGCAUCACCGAAGCGACCAAGGAAACCAUCGACGAAAUUGCCCUCGCCGUCAAGAUCGCCCCAAUUGGCUCCAACGCUUACCUGCGCGCCCUCAUCGCCCGCGCCGUCCUCGUCUCCGAAAAGCGUGGCGUCAGCAUCGCCGCCGCCCUCAAGGCCUCCGACCCCUCUCUCAACCCCGACAAGCACCCCGAAUACGGCCGCGGCGUCCCCCCGCUUAUCGACUCCCCCAUGGCCCAAAUCGUUCCCGACCACGACGCCCUCUUGGCCCUCCAGUACGCCAUGCGCAUCGCCCACCUCCAGAAGUUCUCCGACCCGCCCAAGCAGGCGAUCGACUUCAUCAACUCGAUCCUCCCCGGUGGCACGGACCAGUCUAAGCACGAGGGUAUGUCCCUCUUGGCGUGCACCGCGGCUUAUCAUCUGAUGGAGUUGCUGGAGCGCCACACAGUCUGCAGGGAGCAGUGCUCUGGUGCGCUGGAACGCUUGGCUGGCGCGCUGAGGAUUUGGGUCGGAAGCUCGCAGGGCGAGAAGGUUGGCUUGGAUGGGAAGAUGAGGCAGAAGAUGAUUGGCAGGUGUUUGUCGAUUACCAAGUCGGUCAUGGGCAUGGAAAAUGACCCCGGGUAUGGGAGUAUGAGUGAUUGUGAGGAGAGGGAGGAAGGGGGGUGUUAGGUUUUGGUGAUCCCCUUUUGCGAUUGCUUUAAGUUGUUUUUCCACGUUAUUGGCUUAUAUCUGUCUGGGGUUAUGGUAUGGUUGAAAAUCA